UUGCCUGCCUCAUCACUUACUGUAUUAUUAGCAAUGUUGUUCAGGACAGUUUUCAGCAGGGUCUCCCUCUCACAUAUUCUUCAGACGAAGACUGUUAUUAAAGCAAAGCAGCAUCGUUGUAUGUCCUCUCUUCUCAAUCUUGAUAACACAAUAUAUGCACUGUCUUCUGGAUAUGGAAAAUGUGGAGUAUCUGUGAUUAGAAUUUCUGGUGAACGAACAUCAGAUGUUAUCAAAAAGAUGGCCAGUGGCUCCCGUUUUCCAAUACCCCGAAAAGCACAUCUUACUACGCUGGUUAACCCAGAUAGUGGCGAACAUCUUGAUAAAGCGUUAGUGUUAUGGUUUCCAGCGCCAUACAGUUUUACAGGCGAAGAUGUUUGUGAAUUUCAUGUCCAUGGCGGAAUUGCAGUCGUUGCAUCUGUUUUCCGUGCUCUUUCUUCUAUUGCAGGAUUGAGACCUGCCAUUGCUGGUGAAUACACAAAAAGAGCAUUUCUAAAUGGAAAGCUAGAUCUCACAGAAGUCGAAGGUCUGGGCGAUCUGAUUCACGCAGAAACAGAAGAACAAAGGAAGCAAGCAUUGAAUCAAAUGGAAGGGCGACUCAGCUCUGUGGUGAAGACAUGGAGUCAGGAUUUACUAAGAUGCCUUGCUCACUUAGAAGCGUUAAUUGAUUUUGGAGAAGAUCAACACAUUGAUGACGGUGUUCUUGAAAAUAUUUCAAAAAAGUUAACAACACUCUCACAGAAUAUCGAAAAUCAUUUGAAUGAUAAAAGACGUGGAGAGCGGUUGCGAUCUGGUGUUCGCCUGGCCAUAAUAGGCGAACCCAAUGUUGGAAAAAGCACAUUAUUGAAUUUGAUUACAUCAAGACCUGCGGCGAUUGUGUCGCCAGUUGCAGGAACAACACGAGAUGUUGUUGAAACAACGUUAGACAUUGAUGGAUUUCCAGUAAUUCUGAGUGACACUGCUGGUAUCCGAGAAACUGGUGAUUUAGUUGAAAUCGAAGGUGUAAAAAGAGCGAAAGCUAAGGCACUAGAGGCCGACCUUAUUUUGUAUAUUAUUGAUGUCCGUGGUCUUAAAAAAUUGUCUGCCGGUAUCCCGAAUCUUAGACAACUUAUUUCAUCACAGUUGUCCAAUGAAACAUCGUCAGUGGACGAUGAAAUAGAUAUAGUAUUCGUUUUAAACAAAUGUGAUCUCAUUGACAAGGAAGAAGUUUUGAAUUUUGAGAGAAGUCUGAAGAAUGUUGGGUGUUAUGAACUUAUUUCUUGCCACACUGGCGACGGUGUUGACAAAUUCCUGAGAAAAUUAUCGCAGAAAGUUAGAGAAUUAUGUUCUGGUGACGAUGUUUCAGCAUACAGUCCAAGUCUUACACAAGAAAGGCAUCGUGUUCAUGUAACGAAAUGUUUUCAAGAUAUCAACAGUGCGCGGUCUGUUGUUCACACUGAUAUCGUCAUUGGGGCGGAAUAUCUCAGACUUGCCAUGAAACAGUUGGGAAAACUUACUGGCGAAAUUGGAGCAGAAGAAAUAUUAGAAGUUAUUUUCAAAGAUUUUUGUAUUGGAAAAUAAAGUAUUCUGUGGUGGACACA
Molecule: messenger RNA, 1577 nt
Organism: Styela clava
Lineage: Eukaryota; Metazoa; Chordata; Ascidiacea; Stolidobranchia; Styelidae
Product: 5-taurinomethyluridine-[tRNA] synthase subunit GTPB3, mitochondrial-like
Biological process (GO): tRNA methylation; tRNA wobble uridine modification
Cellular component (GO): mitochondrion; cytoplasm
Molecular function (GO): protein binding; GTPase activity; GTP binding
Source: RefSeq, a predicted model, not a curated record